AUGGCUGCCAACGGUGGUGAUGGCAAUGAUAAUAAUAAUAAUGAUAAUAAUAUCCAAUUGAAUGUUGAUCCGCACGAGUUGACCAUCCAGACCAACGAUGGUAGCAAUAGUGGCAAUGAUGGCAACAGUUUGAUGAGACAAUCGCUGGGCGGCUAUACCAUCAACAAUACAUUGGAAACCAAUUCAAUUCGUGGUAAUCUAUAUCACGAUCUAAGACUCGAGUCCCGUACCCAACAGGUCCUAAUCGAUGGCCACAGCGAUGUUCAUCUGGACUCCCGUGGCGGUGAUAUACAGUCACAAUCGUACGACAAUACAGUAUUGACGGCCAAUCAGGCAAUCAUAAUGUCGACAAAGAGUGUUGAACUGAAAAAUUUGCUAAUGUUUGACAAGUAUGUCGACGACAUGGAUCUGAUAGACACAUAUCAGUUAUGUAUCUGUGAAUCGGGACAGUUGUUUGCUGUACCGCCCGAUAGUGUGUGCAAAUCGGACGCCCAUUGGUGUACCGUUAGAGUUGAUGGACAAUAAUGGAUAACCCACCCC
Molecule: messenger RNA, 540 nt
Organism: Oppia nitens
Lineage: Eukaryota; Metazoa; Arthropoda; Arachnida; Sarcoptiformes; Oppiidae
Exons: 3
Coding region: 1-525 (174 amino acids)
Biological process (GO): heart contraction; cardiac muscle tissue development
Cellular component (GO): sarcolemma; sarcoglycan complex
Source: RefSeq, a predicted model, not a curated record